Messenger RNA from Drosophila willistoni, 1173 nucleotides. It is a transcript of the gene Pka-C2, whose product is annotated as cAMP-dependent protein kinase catalytic subunit 2. Gene Ontology annotation, cellular component: cAMP-dependent protein kinase complex; nucleus. Lineage: Eukaryota; Metazoa; Arthropoda; Insecta; Diptera; Drosophilidae. Gene Ontology annotation, biological process: peptidyl-serine phosphorylation. Gene Ontology annotation, molecular function: cAMP-dependent protein kinase activity; ATP binding. The transcript is spliced from 5 exons. The record is from RefSeq and is a predicted model, not a curated record. Bases 108 to 1172 code for a protein of 354 amino acids.
ACAUUUUUUGCGUUACCAAUUCGAUAUUCUUGUUGUUGUUAUUGUGAUUUGUCUACGUGAAUUGUAAACUGUGGAAAGAAAAUGAAUGAAUUGUCUCUCUGUUGAUUAUGAGCCAUCUGCAGUCGCAGCACUAUUUCAACUCCAAGGAAGAUUACGGCGCCACACUCGACGGCCUGAGCAAAGAAUUCGAUGAGCGUUGGUCUCAUCAAACACCAUCGCCAUAUAAUAAUCUAGAAAACUAUAUACAACGAGCAGUCCUUGGCUAUGGCAGUUUUGGUACUGUGAUGUUGGUCAAGGAGAAGACUGGCAAGAAUUAUUAUGCUGCCAAAAUGAUGAGCAAAGAGGAUUUGGUACGUCUUAAACAGGUGGCACAUGUGCAUAACGAGAAAACUGUGCUAAGUGCGGCACGUUUUCCAUUCCUUGUAUAUCUGGUGGACUCGUCAAAGGAUUUUGAUUAUUUAUAUCUCAUUCUGCCGUUUAUCAAUGGCGGCGAACUUUUUAGUUACCAUCGAAAAGUGCGCAAAUUCAAUGAGAAGCAGUCGCGUUUCUAUGGCACUCAAGUGCUACUAGCUUUGGAAUAUAUGCACCGCAUGAACCUAAUGUACCGAGACCUCAAACCCGAGAAUAUACUAAUCGAUUGCAAGGGUUACAUAAAGCUUACAGAUUUUGGUUUCACCAAGCGAGUCGAGGGCCGUACCUCUACUCUAUGUGGCACUCCUGAAUAUUUGGCUCCCGAGAUUAUACAAUUGAAACCGUAUAACAAAUCGGUAGAUUGGUGGGCUUUUGGCAUAUUGCUAUUUGAGUUUGUGGCCGGACGAUCGCCAUUUGCAGCCCAUAAUCGUGAUGUUAUUCUUAUGUAUUCAAAAAUCUGUUUAGGAGAGUAUAGGGUGCCGACUUAUUUUACGCCCCCAAUGAAGAAUUUAGUGGAGAGUCUUAUGCAGGUUGAUACCUCAAAGCGUUUAGGCAACUCAAACGAAGGUGCAAUUGAAAUUAAGAAUCAUCCUUGGUUCCAGGGUGUCGAUUGGUUUGCUAUGCUCAAUCAGGAGAUUAAUCCGCCCUAUAUACCAACUGUAUCGAAUAUUGAGGAUAUAUCGAACUUUGAUCAUUUCGAAUCCAAAUCAAAAGUGAAAUCCAAAAUAAAUCGUCAUCCCGAGUUGUUUAAUAAUUUUUAAA